This is a messenger RNA of Aureobasidium subglaciale EXF-2481, 740 nucleotides long. RefSeq lists its product as uncharacterized. The record is from RefSeq and is a predicted model, not a curated record. The coding region runs from base 145 to 639 and encodes 164 amino acids. The transcript is spliced from 2 exons. NCBI's taxonomy places the organism in Eukaryota, Fungi, Ascomycota, Dothideomycetes, Dothideales, Saccotheciaceae.
CUUGAAUUUACGAGAAGGUGAUACUCGAUCCACCCGAUGACGACAGUGUAACGAGAGCACAAUGGUAAUCACAUAAGACUUGCCCAAUCUCUCCUUCUGGUGUUUGGAUAACCCACACACACAGACUUGUCGAAUCUCUCACACAUGUACUGUUCGACCAACUCUCCAGUUGCACUGGCAGGCGACCACAGUCAAGCCUUGAAGAGCAUAAGGGACGAGAUCAAAGAAUGUCCUCUACCUGAUCCAAAAAGGCACCUACGCUCGACAUCGGUAUAUUCACCCAUGAUAUCGACCAGAGUUGACGCUAGCUCCGAGACGGGACCAGACGACACUUUAUCUUGGGUCAAGGCAAAUCCGACGGUAUCAACUCUCGAGCCGCUUGAAGAACACAAGAAUCACAUCUGGCAGCCUACCAACCAAGCUGGUCAUCAGGAAAGGGAGUCUGAUAUUGACAGUGAUGUCGACGUCUCGAAACUGUCUCUAACCCCGAAGCCAGAGAGGAGCUCAGAUCACUGCUACGUAUGUUGCUCGAACUGCAGCUGUAUAUCCCUGAUCAUUGUUUCGAAUGGGCAAGGCUGUUUGAGUGAUGUCUGCACAGAUUGUGGCGCUUGUGGCGUGCAACAAAGCUCAGAGCUGUAAAUCAUUUCGGUUUUUUUUUUGGCUGGAGAAGACUGAAUUGUCCUUUUUGUCAAGAGAAAUAUCCGAGGUGUCUUUUCGACUUACUAUGCAACUGUUCAGAA